Molecule: messenger RNA, 2258 nt
Organism: Balaenoptera acutorostrata (minke whale)
Lineage: Eukaryota; Metazoa; Chordata; Mammalia; Artiodactyla; Balaenopteridae
Gene: NELFA
Product: negative elongation factor complex member A
Exons: 11
Coding region: 108-1712 (534 amino acids)
Biological process (GO): negative regulation of transcription elongation by RNA polymerase II
Cellular component (GO): NELF complex
Source: RefSeq, a predicted model, not a curated record
CCGCCGCUCGCCCUGCGGGCGCCGCCAUGUUGAGGGUCCUCGCCGCGGGCGCGUAGGUGUCCUCAUAAGAUGCCGGCUCGGUGGCGCCCGGCUUUUUCCCCCUCAAGAUGGCGUCCAUGCGGGAGAGCGACACGGGCCUGUGGCUGCACAACAAGCUGGGGGCCACGGACGAGCUGUGGGCGCCGCCCAGCAUCGCGUCCCUGCUCACGCCCGCGGUUAUCGACAACAUCCGCCUCUGUUUCCACGGCCUCUCGUCGGCCGUGAAGCUCAAGCUGCUGCUCGGGACGCUGCACCUCCCGCGCCGCACGGUGGACGAGAUGAAGGGUGCCCUCACAGAGAUCAUCCAGCUCGCCACCCUGGACUCGGACCCCUGGGUUCUCAUGGUGGCCGACAUUCUGAAGUCCUUUCCUGAUACCGGAUCUCUUAACCUUGAUCUUGAAGAGCAGAAUCCCAACGUUCAAGAUAUUUUAGGAGAACUUAGAGAAAAGGUGAACGAGUGUGAGGCGUCGGCCAUGCUCCCGCUGGAGUGCCAGUACUUGAAUAAAAACGCCCUGACGACCCUCGCUGGGCCCCUCACUCCCCCAGUGAAACAUUUUCAGUUGAAAAGGAAACCGAAGAGUGCCACACUGAGGGCAGAGCUCCUGCAGAAAUCCACCGAGACCGCCCAGCAGCUGAAGAGGAGCGCGGGGGUGCCCUUCCACGCCAAGGGCCGGGGGCUGCUCCGGAAGAUGGACACCACGACCCCGCUCAAAGGCAUCCCGAAGCAGGCGCCCUUCCGAAGCCCCACCGCCCCCAGCGUCUUCAGCCCCGCGGGGAACCGCACUGCCAUCCCGCCGUCGAGGACGCCCCUGCGGAAGGAGAGGGGCGUGAAGCUCCUCGACAUCUCCGAGCUGGACAUGGUCGGGGCCGGCCGGGAGGCCAAGAGGAGGAGGAAGACCCUGGACGCGGAGGCGGUGGAGAAGCCAGCCAAGGAAGAGACGGUCGUGGAGAACGCCACCCCCGACUACGCGGCUGGCCUGGUGUCCACGCAGAAACUCGGGUCUCUGAACAACGAGCCUGCGCUGCCAUCCACGAGCUACCUGCCGGCGACGCCCAGCGUGGUCCCUGCCUCAUCCUACAUCCCCAGCUCCGAGGCCCCGCCAGCCCCGCCUGCCCGGGAAGCCAGCCUGCAGGCCAGCCGGCCCCCCGAGGAGCCCAGCGCCCCCAGCCCUGCGCUGCCGGCACAGUUCAAGCAGAGGGCGCCCCUGUACAACAGCGGCCUCAGCCCCGCGGCGCCCACGCCCGCGGCGCCCACCUCGCCCCUGACGCCCACCACGCCCCCGGCCGUCGCCCCCGCCACCCAGGCGCCUCCGGUGGCCAUGGUGGCCCCCCAGGCCCAGGCCCAGCCCCCCGCCCAGCAGCAGCCCAAGAAGAACCUGUCGCUCACGAGAGAGCAGAUGUUUGCCGCGCAGGAGAUGUUCAAGACGGCCAACAAGGUCACGCGGCCCGAGAAGGCCCUCAUCCUGGGCUUCAUGGCCGGCUCACGAGAGAACCCGUGCCAGGAGCAGGGCGACGUGAUCCAGAUCAAGCUGAGCGAGCACACGGAGGACCUGCCCAAGUCGGACGGCCAGGGCAGCACCACCAUGCUGGUGGACACGGUCUUCGAGAUGAACUACGCCACGGGCCAGUGGACGCGCUUCAAGAAGUACAAGCCCAUGGCCAACGUGUCCUAGGGCCACCGCCCCCGCCGGCCUGACUCGGGCUGCAGGGGACCACCGGCCCCCGACGCGCCGAGUCCCAGCCCACUUGAGCUUUAGAUUCAGUUUCUCUGGGGUGUUUUGGACUUAUUUUCUAAAUUUUAAUAUGGGUCCCUUUUGUGUGAUUUAAGACACUUUUUUGCAUUCAAUGUUACAGUUCUGAAUGUUAAACUUAGCCCCGAAAGGUGUAACUUCCUAAUCUUGGCAACAGCUCUGCCUGUUAGACUUCUGUCUUUUCUCAUUUUUUCUUCAGUCCCACUGACCGCGAGAGAGGGCUUUUCUUGCUCGUGCAGCCCUCUCCCCGCCCACGCGGCUGAGGGACCAAAGGUGGCGCCUGGUGUGGCUGAGAACAGGGCGGGGACGGCCACCAGUGCCCAGGGAUGGGGGAUGCCAGGACACGCUCACCACCCACAGGUUUUGUAUUUGUCUUUUGUACCGUUGUGAGCAUUUAAGACCAGUCCUUGGGUACCUGUUUUCAUUGUAAAAACUACCUAAUUAAAGUUUAGCUUUUCUAAAGAAAAA